Molecule: messenger RNA, 797 nt
Organism: Monopterus albus (swamp eel)
Lineage: Eukaryota; Metazoa; Chordata; Actinopteri; Synbranchiformes; Synbranchidae
Gene: lgals3b
Product: lectin, galactoside binding soluble 3b
Exons: 7
Coding region: 101-793 (230 amino acids)
Biological process (GO): negative regulation of endocytosis; neutrophil chemotaxis; negative regulation of extrinsic apoptotic signaling pathway
Cellular component (GO): immunological synapse; cytoplasm; nucleus
Molecular function (GO): IgE binding; disaccharide binding; laminin binding
Source: RefSeq, a predicted model, not a curated record
AAGAGUGGGGUGUGGCCCAAGGACUUAAACCACAAUCCAGGUUCACAGUGACCCACUGUGUCUGCAGCUCCCAGGUGAACUCAGAUCACGGGCUCGCAGGAUGGAUCUCUCAGACGCGCUUGAUGGUGGGUUCAGUGGUGGCAACCAGCCAGGCAACCCCACCUGGCCAGGCCAGCCGGGCGCCAACCCUGCCUGGCCCGGAGGCCAGCCGGGCGCCAACCCCGCCUGGCCCGGAGGUCCAUCUGGGGGUGGAGGUCCAUGGCCUGGAGGAAACCCCAACCAACCCUCCUGGCCCUCCCCUCAACCCAACGCACCUGGAGGAUGGCCCAGUCCUGGACCUGGGCCUGGCAUCCCUGCUGCUGCCCAACAGAUUCUGACGGUGCCCUACAAUCAUAACCUGUCCAUGGGAGUUUAUAACAAAAUGCUGAUCACCAUCGCUGGAUCAAUCAAACCCAACGCCAACAUGUUCACAGUGGAUCUAGCAACACCAAGCGAUCUGGCCUUCCACUUCAACGUUCGCUUCAAUGAGCAUGGCAAGAAGGUCAUUGUCAGGAACAGCUGCUUCGGUACGAAGUGGGGGAAAGAGGAGCGACAGCUGCAGAACUUCCCAUUCGUCCAGGGAAAGCCAUUUGAGAUGAAAAUCCUGUGCACCGACACAGAGUUCAAAGUGGCCGUUAACAGUGCUCACCUGCUGGAGUUCAAAUACCGGUUCACCAACCUGAGCUUGAUCAAGAUGAUGAAUAUCUACUAUGACGUCACCUUGUCCAAGGUCUCUGUGGAGACUCUGCCGUGAGACA